This is a messenger RNA of Diaporthe citri, 819 nucleotides long. RefSeq lists its product as uncharacterized. The record is from RefSeq and is a predicted model, not a curated record. The transcript has 2 exons. Gene Ontology annotation, cellular component: cytoplasm. NCBI's taxonomy places the organism in Eukaryota, Fungi, Ascomycota, Sordariomycetes, Diaporthales, Diaporthaceae. Bases 1 to 819 code for a protein of 272 amino acids. Gene Ontology annotation, molecular function: ubiquitin protein ligase activity; protein-folding chaperone binding. Gene Ontology annotation, biological process: positive regulation of proteolysis; protein quality control for misfolded or incompletely synthesized proteins; protein polyubiquitination.
AUGGCGGUGCAAGAAGCUGCUGUCCUCAAGGAACAGGGCAACAAGCGCUUCGCAAGAGGUGACUAUGGAGGCGCAGAGGGUCUGUACUCGCAGGCGAUCAUCGCCGACCCCAAAGACCCCAAGAUCUACACCAACCGCGCACUGGCACGCUUAAAGCUCCAACGCUGGGAGGACGCCAUCCUAGACUGCCAGACAUGCCUCGGCCUCUCCUCAGACAACAUGAAGGCCCACUUCCUGAUCGCCCAGGCCCAGAUCGAGCUUAAGUACUUCGACGACGCCCUCCACAACGUGAAGCGCGCCCACGAACUCGCAGUCAAGACCGGGGACAAGUCCCUCGGCGCUAUAACACAGCUGGUCCUGCGGUGCAAGAAGGAGCGCUGGGACGACAAGGAGCGGAGGCGCCUGCGCGAGAGCUCCGCCUUGGAGCGCGAGGUGCUCGAGAUGCUCGAGAAGGAGCGCGCCCAGGCCCUGGCCGACUGCAUUGACGAGUCCGAGCUCAAAGACGUUUCGGCAGACUGGGACGUCAAGAUCGCCGACAUGAGGAAGACCUUCCAACAAGCGAGGGGCGAGCAGGGCAAGAGGAGGGAUGUCCCCGACUGGGCCGUCGACGACAUCACGUUCGGCAUCAUGGUUGACCCCGUCAUCACGAAGACGGGCAAGAGCUACGAGAGGGCGAGCAUCCUCGAGCACCUCAAGCGCUCCAAGACGGACCCUGUCACGAGGGAGCACCUGGAUCCGUCUGAGCUGCGGCCUAACCUUGACCUGAGGGACGCCUGCGAGGACUUUUUAGAAAAUAACGGGUGGGCUGUCGACUGGUAG